AUGCAAUCACCGUCCCAAUGUCCUUCUCCCCCUUCAGGUCAACGUGAAGGUCAUACCAAGAACAUAGCCACGCCGGUGACUAACGAAGAAGACCCUAUGGUAGCCGUAUCUGCUGUGAAAGGCAUUCUCGCUGGGGGGGAUUCACAGCCUGUUGGUGACGUCGAUUCUCAUGCCGUGUCUCCGGAUCCUGUUCCAUUUGCACCUACUCUAGGAGCUUGGGAAAAACCCUUGAAGAUUCAUCUUCCUUCUUCUUCUUCAGGGUCGACCGUACCAUGGGACGCUGGUUCGAACCUCUUCCAAGAUCCGUCAGACACGUCGCAGUUGCCAUCUUUCUCUUCAUGUCAACGUGAAGGUCACACCAAGAACAUAUCCAUGGAGGCGCUUGGAAGUACGGCAGACGUUAUCGUCGCAAAGAAUGGUGGAAAUUUUACAACCGUGACGGAGGCGGUCGCCGCCGCUCCGGAGAAUAGCAAGACGCGGUAUACUAUAUUCGUGAAGAGAGGCACUUACCUAGAAAACGUGAUCAUCGGGAUAAAUAAAACGAAUCUAACCAUCUUGGGAGAGGGAAGUGACUUAACAACUAUCACCGGCAGUUUGAACCACGCUGAUGGUAAAGGAACAUACGAUUCGGCAACACUUGAUUAUUAUUGA
Eruca vesicaria subsp. sativa (arugula) is the source of this 651-nucleotide messenger RNA. The record is from the annotation of a GenBank genome assembly. Lineage: Eukaryota; Viridiplantae; Streptophyta; Magnoliopsida; Brassicales; Brassicaceae.